Molecule: messenger RNA, 1495 nt
Organism: Exophiala oligosperma
Lineage: Eukaryota; Fungi; Ascomycota; Eurotiomycetes; Chaetothyriales; Herpotrichiellaceae
Exons: 2
Coding region: 1-1335 (444 amino acids)
Biological process (GO): epoxide metabolic process
Molecular function (GO): epoxide hydrolase activity
Source: RefSeq, a predicted model, not a curated record
AUGGCCGACAACCACCCCCACCACCACGACCCAUCACGGUCACCUCCCCAACUCUCCCUGUCCGAGCACGACCUCGGCCUCAACUUCAAGGCCACCUUCACCGAAGAGAUCCUCCCAUUUUCCAUAUCCGUCUCGGAGGAGUUUCUCGGCCUCACCAAACUCAAGGUCUCCCUGACGAGGUUCGUCGACGAUCAAAAUCAACCGGACCACGAAGAUGGGCCACCGCGACGUGAGGCCGAGGCCGUAGCCCGGCAUUGGUGUGAGUCGUACGACUGGAGAGCGGUCGAGGCCUCUCUCAACUCACGCCUCGAGCAAUUCACCACCAUGGUCCACACGGCCCGGACUUCACUUCACCCUUAUCCCGGGCCCAUUCCUCUACACUUUGUCCACCACCGGUCCCCACGGGCCGACGCCGUCCCUCUGCUCUUCGUCCACGGCUGGCCGGGUUCUUUCAUCGAAGUCUUGGACAUUGUCGAUCAACUCACGAAUCCGUCGGACCCUUCCCACUGUGCGUUCCACGUCGUCGCCCCUUCGAUCCCGGGGUACGGGUUCAGCCCGCCCCCACGCUCUCCCGGUUUCGGUUACCGACAGGCCGGGGCGACGUUCCACUCCCUGAUGGUCAAGUUGGGUUACGACAGGUACGUGUUCCAGGGAGGUGACGCCGGGGAUUUCAUCAACCGAUACGCCGCCGUGGAUUUCCCCGAGAGUGUCGUUUCGGGUCUGUCGAAUUUUUGGGUCGUUCCUCCUACAGCCGAUGACGUGGAGCGGUACAACGGCAGACGCAAAGGCAAUUUGGAUGACGACGGUGACGAAAAAUACACGAUCGAAUCUUACCGUCGAUUCACGACUCAAUCCUGGGCUUACGGUCACCUACACCAGACCCGCCCAUUACGUCUGGCGGUGGGACUCACAGAUAGUCCCGUCGGGUUGGCAAUGUGGAUUUAUGAUUCUGUCCGAACCGGAGUCGACGACCCGGACAAGAUUUGGACCCCUGACCGUGUCGUCACUUGGACCAUGAUGCACUGGAUCAAUGGACCUUACGGGGCUUUUGGGUUGUACAAGAACGGUGCCAAGGACGGUGCGAUCUCACCGACGGGUAUAAACUUGUUACCCUACGUCCAUCAACCGGUGGCCAUCUCAGAAUUCCCGUACGAUCUGUGGUACCGUACGCCUUUGGAGUGGGCUCGAAGAGGUGGCAACGUCAAGUAUCGUACCGUCCAUGAUCGAGGGGGUCAUUUUGCGUCUCUGGACGCCCCGGAUCUACUCGUUGACGAUAUCCGGCGGUUUUUCGGGGACAGGGAGGUGUCUAAUACGAAAGUGUUUUUUCGAGAAUGAGAAAAAUUAAAUACAGUGCACUUGAGGAUCGCAGCCAAGGGGGAAAGUCCACAACUGUGACAUGAGUAUCAACAUGGCAUGAGAAACUUCUGGAAGUAUAGUAUACAAGUAGUGUCGGCGUUGGUAUUACAUCUAGAAUAUCACUAGCAAAAGAUCCGAG